Molecule: messenger RNA, 2664 nt
Organism: Microplitis mediator
Lineage: Eukaryota; Metazoa; Arthropoda; Insecta; Hymenoptera; Braconidae
Exons: 1
Coding region: 41-2608 (855 amino acids)
Source: RefSeq, a predicted model, not a curated record
AUAAAUUCAAUUAGCAAACAAUAACUAAUAAUAAGUUACGAUGAUGACUGCGACACAAUGGUUUAUAUUACUUGGUGUCACUAUAAUUAUGGCUGCGUUAAUAAUCUAUUCUAAAAAGUCAUAUCACCAACAUGGCGGAUCAGAAAGAGGUAAUUCGAACGAAAGAGAAACAACAAAUUUGAAUGAGCCAUCGAAGCAAAAGGAUGUUGCCGUUGUGCCAAAUAAACCAAAUUCUGAUCAUCAAGCACCUGGUACUAAUUCAGAUGAACCGGAGAUUGUAAAACCAGCGGCAAAUACAAAUCCAGAUCCGACUAAACCAGCAGAAGUGAAACCAGCCGAUGUGCAGACAGGAUCAAACUCUGAUCAUCGAGCACCUGGUACUAAUCCAGAUGAACCGGAGAUUGUAAAACCAGCGGCAAAUACAAAUCCAGAUCCGACUAAACCAGCAGAAGUGAAACCAGCCGAUGUGCAGACAGGACCAAACUCUGAUCAUCGAGCACCUGGUACUAAUCCAGAUAAACCGGAGAUUGUAAAACCAGCGGCAAAUACAAAUCCAGAUCCGACUAAACCAGCAGAAGUGAAACCAGCCGAUGUGCAGACAGGACCAAACUCUGAUCAUCGAGCACCUGGUACUAAUCCAGAUGAACCGGAGAUUAUAAAACCAGCGGCAAAUACAAAUCCAGAUCCGACUAAACCAGCAGAAGUGAUACCAGCUGAUGUGCAGACAGGACCAAACUCUGAUCAUCGAGCACCUGGUACUAAUCCAGAUGAACCGGAGAUUAUAAAACCAGCGGCAAAUACAAAUCCAGAUCCGACUAAACCAGCAGAAGUGAUACCAGACAUAGAAGAAGAAAGUAAAUUACCCGAAGUCAAUGACAUAGAAGAUGACAAAACAUCGCGGAAACAAAAAUUAAGAAGGGCACUAAAGAAUGAUUUAACACUGGAAAAUGGAUACGAAACCAUAGUUACCGGAAUGGACGAAGAUAAAGACACAACCUUUCUUGAGAACUUCACUGACAGUGAUGAUGUUAUGACGAUGAAAAUUAACGAAGCUUCGUUGUUUGGCAUCGCACUUUUGUACAAAUACGCUUCAGACAACACGUUAACGAAAUAUUUAGGAGUUGUUGAAUUUCUAAUCGAACAUAUAGACGAGGAACUUCCAAAAGACAAAAUCGAAAAUUACCAGACUACAAUCUGGGACUUUGAUUGGUACGAUAUUACCGUUUUGUUUGCACGCAUGCUGUCAAUGUACGAAUGCCUCGGCGAAACUGAAGCUGUACUAAAAAUUUGUCGCCGUAGACUUACCGAAAUGGGGCCAAAGUUGGGCGAAGGAACCGGACGGGCACCCGAAGGCGUCGAUCUUGUUCAUGUAAUGAUCCCGCGUUUGAUCACCGAUUAUAUAAACGACUUUAAUUUGUAUACAGAUGAGAUUAAAACAGACAUAUUUACACGCUUCCGUAAAGUUUUGGAUGCAUCCAAAAUCGCAGAUGACAAUGGUGAAGACGGUUUGUAUUACGACGGUUCUUAUGUUUAUCAAAAAGUAGCAACUUUCUCAAAUUUAGCGAAAUUAGGGAGCUUUUAUAUAAACAUGUACCGCGCGAUGGAUAACAGUACAGAGAUCGAUGGCGUUGUAGUGAAAUUAUUCGACGAAAUUCUUCAUCCAGACAUGGAUUUCGUACCCUACGGUCUGUUUGGUCGGGAGCCUAAAAUAACUUGCACAGAUUUUUUGAAACUUUACUGGCCGGAUUAUAAAAGAAACGCCACAUUGGGCGUCAAUAUAUUUCCUUAUAUUGGUCUCGGUGUAUUCAAAUCAUCAAAUUUCGUAUUUUCGUUGCGCGUCCAACGGCCUGACUUUGCGGCCUACGAAAGCGAUCCGGAUAAUUUUGAAUUUCCCGCGGGAUGGAUUCAAAUGCGUAAAUUAUAUCUUAAAGGAGUUGAUUACAGUAAAUAUAAAAAUGAAAUGAAAUGGCCUGAACUUAAAUUACAACCGGGUGUGAUAUCAUUUGUCGAAAAUAAAUACAAUAAAUUUGAAAAUUUGAAACCUGUUACCGGCUCAUUGGCACAUUUCUGCCAAGAAGUCAAAUCGUACAUCGGAUAUUUGACCGAAGAUGAUAAAAACUUGUUGUUUUGGUUCAAUAGUUAUAAAUUUGAUAAAAUUUAUGGUGAUACCAAGGUAACGGAAUACGGAAUUUGUACCGAUAACGGUUUAGUAAUGCGUUAUUCUGUAGACAAGAUAAUAACGGGUCGUGAAUUGAAACUAAGAGUAAAAGACGAUGAUAUCAAAGGCGAUCCCCAAAUGUUUAUAGACACAUCUGAAAGUUUGGAUGAAAACGGUUCCAUUGCUUUAUCAUCAACUAAAGAUUAUCAUUGGCGCCAAGUGUUUAAUUUAAACACUGAGCCUACCACGAUUUUAGAAAAAGGUUCAUUCAAAUUCAAUGGAAAACUCUUCGAAAUUCUCAAGAAGAGCGAAACCCACUAUGUUAUUAAACGUAAUAAUAAUUUUAUACUUGCCGGCAGCUCGAUAAGCAAUCCCUUUGAACUGACUCAUUUGGAAAAUAUUAAUUUUCUGAGGAAUCCCAAUACACUGAUGUAUGAAGUCCAUGAGUAAUUCGAUAUAUAUAUUGGAAAUGAAUUUAUAACAUUGAAAUUUUUUAUUUUUCAUUA